GUCCAGACAAACGAACCAGUCGCCAUCAUCUUAUCUACAUUCAGAACUUCCAACAUGGUAGCUUCACACACCAAAGACAGCACCGCCAUCGGGGCAACACAUGCUACUGUGCCCAAUGCCAAAAAUGAGUCUAUUCUAGUUGGGAUGCGCGAUGGCGUAACCGGGAAGUUCAAACUCGUUCCUAGAGUUGAGGCUGUUGUAUCCGUGUUUGACUCAAACUUCCUUGUCGGCGAUGGUAUUUGGGAAGGUAUCCGCGCCAAUAAAGGGCGAGUCCAAUUUGCCAAGGACCACAUGGACCGUCUAUUCCAAUCCGCAAAGGCCAUGUACAUGGACUUAGGCCUGACAAAGGGGGACCUAUUAAGACUUAUCCACAGCACGCUUGAUGCCAACAAUAUGUGUGAGGAUUCUCACGUCCACAUGCGGCUGGUAGUCAGCCGUGGUCUCAAGUCCACGCCUUAUCAAAACCCUCAUGUCAACAUUGGCCUGCCGCUCAUCGUUAUUAUCCCCGAAGUCAAAGCAGUCGACCCUUCAUCAAAGGCCAGGGGAUUGAGACUUGGCACCACAUGGGUUCGCCGUGGGCCACCCGACGUCAAGGAUGAGCAGUGGAAUCACAUUUCGAAGGCUACCGACGUUCAAGCUUGCAUCAGUGCCAACGUGAUGAAUGUCGACGAGGCACUAAUGUUGGAUCUACGAGGAUUCGUGAAAACGUGCAACUCGGUCAACUUCUUUAUUAUCCGCGGCAACGAAGUCUGGGCGCCUACCAAGGACAACCAAAUGCAAGGCAUUACCCGCCAAAGGACGAUUGACGUGUGUCGUGCAAAUGGCAUUGUUGUGCGAGAGCUCGACUUUUCAUUGACCGAGGUUUAUGGUGCCGACGAGGCCUUUUGUACGGGAACAUUUCCCUCACAGAUCCACGUGGUAGAAGUGGACGGACGACAAAUUGGCGACGGAAAGAGGGGAGCCAUUACGGAAAAGAUUCAGCAGCUAUACAUGGAGCUUGUGAAAAGAGACGUGGAGCGGCCGAGAGAGGAGAUUUUGGCCGAGGUGGAGGCGCAACGCGACCUCAGCUUUUUGAAGACAUUGUGCAAUAAUUAG
Ilyonectria robusta is the source of this 1095-nucleotide messenger RNA. Its product is annotated as aminotransferase. Gene Ontology annotation, biological process: carboxylic acid metabolic process. Lineage: Eukaryota; Fungi; Ascomycota; Sordariomycetes; Hypocreales; Nectriaceae. The record is from RefSeq and is a predicted model, not a curated record. The transcript has 3 exons. Gene Ontology annotation, molecular function: catalytic activity. The coding region runs from base 55 to 1095 and encodes 346 amino acids.